UUUUCUGUCACUCUAUUUUGCGCGUCUAUUUACACCACCCCUCACCCUCCCUUUGUUUCGUCCUAUUUCUCUCUCUUAAACCCCCCCUUUCUCUCUCUAAAAUCCACCCAAAUCGAAUUUUGAUUCAUACCCAGAUUUCACAAUUCACUAUAAAAAAUCCUACCCAGAAAGUUUUUUUUUUUUAAAACCCCCUCUUAAGGAUUGAUUUCGGGUUUUCGAUCAAUAAGUUAGAAUUCAAAGAAGAUCGAGAAUUUCAGAUACUCCAGAAGCCAGAACGUCGGAAGAAAUUGACCUAGAAAACUGUUUUCUUGAAUGGGUUCGGCGAUUGGGAAGGAAUCUGCAAUCGGGUCAACCCGACAACCGAAGAAAACGGGUUUAGGGGAUUUGCCUGAGAGCUGUGUUGCGACGGUGUUGAUGAAUUUGGACCCGAAUGACAUUUGCAGCUUGGCGAAAUUGAACAAGGCUUUUCACGGAGCCUCAUCUGCUGAUUUUGUUUGGGAAUCAAAAUUACCCCCAAAUUAUAAGCAGAUUAUUGAGAAAAUAUCUGAUGAAAACGAUGAUGAUAAUCUUCCUGUUUAUUCGUGUAAAAAGGAGAUUUAUGCGAGUUUAUCUCGAUUUAAUUCCAUUGAUGGCGGCUUAAAGAAGGUGUGGCUGGAUAAGAACACAGGAGGGAUCUGUAUGGCGAUAUCUGCGAAGGGUUUAUCAAUAAAUGGUAUUGAUGAUCGAAGAUAUUGGAGCCACAUUCCUACACAGGAAUCUAGAUUUCCAUCAGUGGCUUAUCUUCAACAGAUCUGGUGGUUUGAGAUCAACGGUGAAGUGGAGUUCCCAUUCCCUGAAGGAACCUACAGUGUGUUUUUCAGGUUACAACUGGGCCGACCCGUGAAGAAGUUUGGGCGCCGAAUUUGCAACACGGAGCAGAUCCAUGGGUGGAAUGUCAAACCCGUACAAUUCCAGCUUGCAACUUCAGAAGGGCAGCGAAGCGUCUCCCAGUGUUUCCUGGAUAGUCCGGGGCAGUGGCUUCACUACCACGCGGGUGACUUUGUGGUAAAGAAAUCAAACGGGCCAACGGUAGUGAAGUUCUCGAUGAUGCAGAUAGAUUGCACCCACACCAAAGGUGGUAUAUGUGUAGACUCUGUAGUGAUUUACCCUAGUUCAUUCAAGGAGAGGCUGAAGCGUUUUUGAAGGGCUUGGUCAUUCUCUAACUAGGUUUAGGAAUCUCUAUAUUAGAUGAGAUGUAGAUACUAUAUAGAGAGAAAUAGAGAGAGUAAGUAAGAGAGUGAGAGAGAGAGAGAGAGAGAGAGAGAGUAGCAGAGUGUCAUGAGUUUUUUUUAGUCUUCAGGCUCUGUUAUGUUAUGUGUGUGGCUCAUCGGCUGUAGUAUGUAGAGUGAGCAGUUUAUGGUGGAAAUUGACAAUUUAGGAAGUCAUUUCCAUCUCUGCUUUUGUUGUUUUAGCUUCAUAGUUGGUAUUUGAGGACAAUAGAUGCUUCGGUUGAAAAAAAACUAGCAACCUCUUGUUGUCCUUUAUUUUCAAUACAGUUCAGAUACUCUGUGUUGUUUGGAAGGUUUUUUGAAUUGGUUGAUCUUUAUUUUACUAAA
Molecule: messenger RNA, 1595 nt
Organism: Spinacia oleracea (spinach)
Lineage: Eukaryota; Viridiplantae; Streptophyta; Magnoliopsida; Caryophyllales; Amaranthaceae
Product: F-box protein PP2-A12
Exons: 3
Coding region: 313-1182 (289 amino acids)
Molecular function (GO): protein binding
Source: RefSeq, a predicted model, not a curated record